Messenger RNA from Chanos chanos (milkfish), 6817 nucleotides. It is a transcript of the gene alpk3a, whose product is annotated as alpha-kinase 3a. The transcript has 14 exons. The coding region runs from base 107 to 6040 and encodes 1977 amino acids. Gene Ontology annotation, molecular function: protein serine/threonine kinase activity; ATP binding. Gene Ontology annotation, biological process: cardiac muscle cell development; protein phosphorylation. NCBI's taxonomy places the organism in Eukaryota, Metazoa, Chordata, Actinopteri, Gonorynchiformes, Chanidae. The record is from RefSeq and is a predicted model, not a curated record. Gene Ontology annotation, cellular component: nucleus.
UGAGCCUGGUUUUCCUCCAAAAAAGACAUCUCUCCUCCACGGCAAGAACUUUGCGCUACCCUUUGGACUUUUUUAUAAUUCUUUUGAUCAAUCUGCUCGGGGGACGAUGACAUCCCGUCGACCCAUGAUCAGGUCUUACUCUGGCAACGGGAGAUCAGACAGUCAAAAUGGGGAGGACAGCCCUGCACCCAGCGGCAGGUCAGACAGCCGCAAUUACCUCUCUAACGUCAGGCCUGAAAACAGCUACUCAAGUCAAAGGUAUUCGCACUACAGACCAUCAAGGAGUACAUUUUGUACCAUCAUGGCUCAGCUGACAGAGGAGACCCAGCCGUGUUUUGAGACCACUAUUAAAUCUAAGGCAGUAUCAGAGUCCUGCAAUGUCAAAUUCACAUGCGUGGUGACAGGUUACCCAGAACCAGAACUUACCUGGUACAAAGAUGACAUGGAACUGGACCGUUACUGUGGUCUUCCAAAAUACGAAAUCUUUCGAAAUGGAAAAACUCACAGUCUCCACAUUUACAACUGCACAGUAGACGAUGCGGCCAUCUAUCAGGCCUCGGCCAGAAACAGCAAAGGCAUUGUCUCUUGUUCUGGAGUGCUGGAGGUGGGCACCAUGAGUGAAUAUAAGAUCCACCAGAGGUUCUUUGCUAAACUGAAGCAGAAAGCUGAGCUCAAACGCAGAGAGCUGGAGGAGAGCCGUCGCCGCGGUAAAGAGAACGCACAACAGGAGCAUCUGAGCAUCGUAAGCCAAGAUCGCUCACUAAGGAAACGCAGAUCUCCUGGUGGUUCUGAUCCCCUCAGUUCCCCUUCUGAAGCCCAGGAUGCUGUUUCACAGGAGACACAAGCGGAGGACCAGCAAGGGGCCACCACUGAGGAAACAAAUGGAAUUACAGAGGCUGUCAAGGAAGCAGGAGCCGAUUCAAUAAAAGAGAAUGGAGACCAGCAGUUCAACCAUCUUAGUGACUCAGCAGAGACAGUCACUCCCAAAUCCCCCACCAUUGACUCAUUGGGUAAAAAGAAGAAAAGGAUCUCAAAUGGAUUUGAUGAGGCAGUUAUUAGUGAAGCCAGCCUGGGCGCUGUAAGCACGGAGGAUAUAUAUGAUGAAGGAAUAAGUUUAGCAAAAUAUCUCGCACAAUCUCUGCAGUCACAGAUAGCAGAGGAAAAUACAAAACUUACACGAGCAGAGGAAAUAAUGGAUGUAGACGAGAGGGUAGAGGAGGAACGAGAGAGACAGCAUGAAAGAGAAAUAGGCAAGGAAAGAGAGCAAGAUAUAGAAACAGCCAUGGAAAGAGAGAGAGAGAGUGAAAUGGCUAAGGAAAGAGAAAGAGAGUUAGAAAUGGCUAAGAGGAUAGAAAAAGAGAGAGAAAUGGUGGAGGAAAGAGAGAGAGAGCAAGCAAGACAAAUGAAACUAGAACAAGAGUCUGAAACAAAGAUGUCAGGGCCCAAAGAGUCAGAACAUCAGCACAAAUCUGCCCUCAGUUCGGUAUUCCAUUCUCUAAAGGGCAUCUUUUUCGGCAAGGGCAAGAAGUCCACCGAGAAAGCAGGGGUAUCAAAGGAAACCAGUGAGGCGAGAGUGGAAAGAGAACAACCACCAGUUACCACAGAGACACAGUCUUACAGCCCACCAACUUCUUUCCAGGAGCCAGAGCAUAAAAUAAUGAUUUGUGAAGCAGCUACAGAGAAACCUCCACCUAUGCUGGUGGAUGAACCACCACCUUCUGUGAACUUACAGGAGAACAGGGACUCUGAAGAGAGAAUACCACUUGUUUCUGUGUGUCCAGCUGAGCAAGUGGCACAAGAGAGCCAGAACUCAGUUGAUCAUGUCCAAGAAUCUACAUCUACUAACAUGGAGGAGCUCUCUCCAACUCCUGAGAGACCUCCAGAAGCUACUACAGUUUCACUGAAGAACUCUUUGGAAGAGGAGAAGAUGCAAGAGGAGAUACAGGAGGAGGUACAAGAGACACGACAGAAGGAAAGACAGAGUGCAGUGGAGGAGGUACUUUUGCCUUCUCCCCUAACACCAUUUGAGGCAACAGAUGGGCAUAUACAGACUGACAGCAGUGAAGGCCUUGUCUCAGAGGGGAUAGCCACCCAACCAUGUGAGGUUAACACACAAGAGUUCACCUCACCCGUGGAUCAAGUCAUGUUCACUGCAAAAGAAACGCAUGUUUUAGAUUACCAGAGUUACUUAAAUGACUUCCCGCAGAGCCUGGAAUCCUCUCUGACAUGUCCAAACACGUCAGAGCCAGAAAGAACAGAACAUUACGAGAACCAGCCUCCCUCUCCAUCCACAUUCAAAGAAGAUCACAGACCCAUAACAUUCCUCACUGAGCCUGAGCAAGAGAAGGAAAUGAGUGUAAAGGUACACAGGGAGGAUGUGACGCCCACUGUGGAGACAAAACAAGAGGGCCGUGCAUUUGAAACAAAACCACAAGAUACAUCUUUCCAUGUUGAAAGAAGUGGAGAGGAAAGUGAGUAUGAGACAGUUGAGAAACCUGUCUUUGUGGAGGAAAACCUAGAGGGUUACCUAAAAACAGAAAAAAAGAUUGCUGCCUCGGAUGAAAGCGAACAGAAAAAUAAUACAAUUCCUGCUAUAGAGAUGGAUCAAGAGCACAAUUUUGUCUCCACAUUAGAGGGAAACACAGAUGAAAGUAACAUAAAAGUACAUGAGAAAAUUGCCACUGAUUUGGUUACAGUUGCAGUGCAAUGUGAAGUGGAGUCCAUAUCUGCCUCAUUUUUAGAGGACAGUGUAGAGAAAAACAAUAAUAAUAUAGUGCAGGAUCAAGAGAAAGGCACCAUCGAUGUCUCCACAUUAGAAGAACCCAUACCAUGCACACAUGAAUGUGACAUGAAUCUACAUGAAAAUAUAUCCCUAGAUUUGGUUACAACUGUAGUGGAAAGUGACAAAGUCAUUUCUGUCCCAGCAGUAGAGGUCAGUACAGAGAAAUAUAAUGCGGUAGUACAGGAUCAAGGGUCAGAUACCAUCACUGGCUCCACUUUAGGGGAGCAUGUUGAAGAAAGUGACUUACAACCACAGGGAAAAAUUGUUACAGAUUUGGUUACAAGUGCACUGAAAAGUGAGGAGGAAUCCGUUUUUGCCUCAGCUUUAAAGGACACUGUAGACAAAAACUAUAAUAUUAUACAAGAUCAAGAGUCAAGCACCAUCACUGCUAUAAGUCAAGUGGAAACUACAGAGAUGGAAACUGAAACAAGCAGCAGUUUGCUGGAGGAACCCAAAACCUCUUCAGAGACACAGACUGAGAAGGAGUUGAAUGAACCAGUUGUGCAACAAAUGAUUCCACCAAUCAUAAUUCUGCCUGAUACAGAUGAGACAGUCAUGGAGAGAGCAGAGGAGACUAAUGUUACACCACCUAUCCCAGAAAUCAAAGUCAUUGUGUCAGACCAAGUCCAGAGCAGAGAACCUCCAACUAUCUCCAGCACCAAUAUCCUCAGAUCAGAAUCUAAAGACACUAUGCCAUCACCAAAACAAAAAGACAGCAAAUCUAAAACUGAGAAACGUCUGGAUGAUGCAAUGAGAGCUUCAGGUGAGAUGAUCGUGGAGGACGGUGCAACAGUUAUUGCAAAACUGGUGGGUGUGACUCCUAGCCAGUACAGAGCAAGGAAUGCUGACACACCUACUUCCGUUGAUAAAAUCCAGGAUGUUAAAACACUAAGUAGAGAAACAAGGAUGGGCAGUGGACAUGAGCUAACUAAGACUAGUAGUGGGCGUAGCAGAGGAAGUGACAACAACAGUAUCCCAGUAAUAAACAUAGCUUGUGCUGACAACAAUUCACCCAGAACUCCAGGUCAAGAGCAAGCCCACGAAAAGUCCUCAUCACCCCCUGUCGUUAUUGUCCCACAAGAAACACCCCACUCAGUACCUCCUAUCUCUGUUACGCAUGUGGAUAGCAUUGCUGAGCAGCAUAUGGCCACCAUAAUCAAGGAGAAAGGUACAGAAUCUUUAGCUGCAAUACUCAGGGGAGUCAAGAGCAAUCUUGACUACGUGGGCAAUUCAGAGUCUGCGACGCCUUCUUCUGGUUCAGUCUUAUCAAAAGAGCAGAACUUAGCUGACAAGAACAAACACUCAGUGCCAUCUCAGUUGAGUCCCAAUAUAACUGAAUCCUUAAUGGCAAAAACACCUCAAAGUUCUCCUGCAUCUGAUACUGAGAAGAGUUCUUCAUCUACCAUGGAAAAACUUGGCCUCACAACCUCCGUGGGACCUACACUGCCCCCAUUAAGUCCAGCCAGUCUGCGCAGGUUAAUGGCUAAGAACAAUCCCAAUCUAGAGGCUCAGUCUUCUGGUUCUGGCUCUGUCCCUUCCAUUACAGUGGAUGGCACAGAAAAGAAAGGAGAUGAGAACAGUGGGGGGAGCACACCCACCUCCACUAUGUCCUGUGAAAGCAGCCCCAAAAUGAAACGCCGGGACAGCCUGACCCUCAUCCCGUCUGCCACCCCAGAGGAACUGGCCUCAGGGGCACGCCGCAAGAUAUAUCUAGCGAGAACAAAGACGGAGGAAGGGGAAGGAUCAUCCUUUACAGAUGGUCAGGGCAAGAAAGACAGUCCUUAUAUGUCACCCAGUCAAGCCCGCAGGUCUGCCUUCCUCCAGGCCCAGAGUGGCCAAAAAACGCCACCUACGGAGAGACGCUCACCUCUGCUAGCUCGCCGCAAAGCAACACUAGAGGUACCAAAACCCAAGGAGGAGACCACUGAGGAGAAAGAUACUAGCAAGACUGAGAACAAGCCAGCAGAGAAAGAGAAGCUGGACCCUUUCAAGGCGCCUCAGGUUAUUCGGAAGAUCAGGGGAGAGGUUUUCUCAGAUGCCUCAGGCCACUUGAAGCUGUGGUGCCAGUUCUUCAACGUGUUAAGUGACUCUACCAUCAAGUGGUCCAGGGAUGAAGAGGAAAUCGCAGAAAUGAAAAGAAGUGGAGGAGAUGAGAGUCAAGUAGCUCUGGCCAUUGUUCAGGCGUGCAGUAGAGACUGCGGAGUUUACGGCUGCACAAUCACAAACGAAUAUGGAACAGAUACCACUGAUUUCCUGCUAAGCGCAGACAUUCUGGCAGAAUUUUUCUUACGGGAUGAUUUGGAAGUGGGUGAGGAGAUAGAGAUGACACCCAUGCAAUUUACCAAAGGACUAGCAGAUUCAGGUUACUGGGGUGAUAAGUUUUUCGGCCGAAUAAUGACAGAGGAAAUUCAGAUGGGAGAGGGCUGUGCGCACAAGACCUGCAGGGUGAAGGCGAUUUAUGGCCUGGAUCCCGUGUUUGAAUCAGGGAGCACCUGCAUCACAAAAGUUAGGAAUCCCAUUGCAUACGGGACCAAAGAACACAGCAAUCUGGCAGAAAGGAAUCUGGAAAUUACUAAACAGGAGUGUAAAAUACAAAACACAAUUCGGGAAUACUGCAAAAUCUUCGCUGCCGAGGCAAGGGUACUCGAAAACUUUGGCUUCUCUCUAGAAGUGAUUCCUGUUUAUCUGAUGUACCGGCCGGCCAAUGCCAUCCCGUAUGCUACAGUGGAAGCUGAUCUCAAGGGUGUUUAUCUGAGAUACUGCCUAAUGGACUCCACGGGAAGACUGGUCACCAGAACCAUCUCUGAAGUGGAGCAGAAAUGUUGCACAUUCCAGCACUGGAUCUAUCAAUGGACAAAUGGGAACCUACUGGUUACCCAACUGGAAGGUGUCAAUACCAGGAUCACAAACGUGAGAAUUGCCACCAAGACCAAAGGGUAUCAAGGUCUUACAGAAGUAGCCUCUCCUAAGGUGCUAGAACAGUUUAUGACCCAGCAUCAGUGCAACUACUACUGUGGGCUUCUGAGCCUAAGGCCCCUAAAACCCAUGGACACCUUGCAACAGCCACCUAAGAUCAAAAGUUCCAGGAGUCCUCUGUUGGGCCGCAAGUUAGGCACUGGAUCCUCCAGCCCUCAGGCUGCUAGGAAGGGUAACUCAAGCCCCAAAGUGGUCAAGAAAACUGGGGAAGCUGGAGAUAACAAGCCCACUACUAGCAAACACAAAACCGUGGAGGUCCCUAAAGCUGUUAGAAUGAGGUAAAAAUCAAACCCGGGGGUUAAAUACCACUUGAAACAUUCUACUUGUGUUCUUUUUGUGUGUGCCACAAGUUUGAGUGCCAGAAAUAAUUAAAUUGGUGCAAGCCAUCGGCUGGUCUGUGUUGAUUGACGGGCAUGGCCUUGACCAGGGUCAUGGUGGAGAAUUUGACUUUAUUGACUCCAUGAGAGAGAGAGAAGACUGUACAUAUCAUCAGGAAGGUCGAAGACCAGCAAUAUGUGACAACAGUGAUGUAACGUUACUGUGAAUUGCUCACCAGAUGUCAUUUGCCCUUACGAAGUGAAAAGAGCUUCAUUCCUCCUCCUAUGUGUGGAUUUGAUUUAAAGAACUGAACUGAGGUCACAAGAUCCUUUUAUCACCCCAGACACCCAGAGGAAAUCACCUCAAGGAGAGAAUCCAUUGUUCUGCAGGACCUCCCAUGGUUUGACAAAUAAAGCAGGUAAAGAGGUGGAAAUAAAUUAACCAAAAGAAAACAAUAAAAAUGGACUUGGAACUUUUGUUAGUGCUUAGGUGUUCCUAGAGUACAAAAGUACAAGCAGAUAUGUAUAUGAGGAACUCUAAGAGGAUUUCUCUACAGGGGCAGUUCCCAUAAUAUCUGUGAUAUAUGUAUCUUAAUGCAAUUUGUGCAUUUAUGUAUUUGGAGAGGCUGGGGUUUUUUUUGAGAGACUGUUUGUGUAUAACAUUCAUUCUGGGUGGUAGACUGCUUUUUGUUUUUUCCCCUGACAAAUGUGUUUUAUAGCUUGUAGCUGUACAUUUGCUGGA